GGUGCAUAUGCAAAACGUGAUGAACUUAUAAUAAUUAAUUGAUUGAUAAGUCGCGUAGCGAUUAUCGUCGCUUCGAUUGGUCUAGGACUGUGUGAUUCGUGUGCGCGCUUCCGUCAAAUUCAAAUGUUCACUUACAUCCAGUGUUUAUAAAGAGAAAAGGAUUGUGUACGGUCGGGAUCACCGGGAGGACAAUGAAGGACGUUUAACACGCGUACAACGUGAGCAUCCGCACGUCGACGCAUACAACCCUGCAUGCUUGGCUUGUCUGCAACCAGCAACAGCCGGUGAGAAGUCGCACCGCUCCGCUCCUGCAACGCCUUCACCGCCUGCGCGCUCGCAUUUCGUCGAGCGCUGCAACCGCAACCGCCAGCGCCAGCCAGCCGAACGUCAAAAAUUCGAGUGUCAUGUUGAACCAUAUCAACGCCACCGUUCUAACGCGAGGUAUCAUGGACAACAACACCUUGGCCAAGCAGGCACACAAGCACUACAAGAGUCCAAUCAUUCUGGAAUCCUUGGACAACACACUGAAUUCAAUCAAGAGCAUUGACAUUCAAUCAUUGGACAAUCACAUCCAUCAUACAGAUCUCACCUCCUUGGAUAUCAAUGCAGAUGAGGACAGUAACAGCAACAGUCUGGAAACAUGUUUCCUGCUUUUAGAUGAACAAGAACAGCUGAGAGUGAAAACUCCUCAGCACUUUAUCAGUUGUCUGAGGAUAACUGAUCCGCGGACCAAGGUGAAAGUAGUGGCGAUUUUCGGUAACACCGGCGAGGGCAAGUCGUAUACGUUAAAUCAAACGUUUUUCCAUGGCCAGGAAGUGUUCAGGACAAGUGCAGAGCAAGGAUCAUGCACGCUUGGCGUGUGGGCUGCCUAUGAUCCAGUCAUGCAAGUCAUCGUCUUGGACACGGAGGGGUUAUUAGGCGUCACGCGUAAUGAAAAUAGGAAAACACGCCUUUUAUUGAAAGUUUUAGCCGUUUCGGAUAUUAUUAUCUAUCGCACGCGCAGCGAGAGAUUGCAUAGAGAUAUGUACACAUUUCUAGGGGGCGCGUCGAAGGCAUACAAAGAGCAUUUUCAAGCGGCCAUUCAGCAAGUAUGGCGUAACAAUGAGCAGGAAAAACCGCCGAAUAGCCUUGGCCCAAGUGUCUUGAUAUUCCACGAGACUAUUCAUACAAAUACUUUACAAUCCAGCGCUGGGGUGACUGAAUCCCCGGAGGAUUUAUUACGCGCUCGAUUCGCUGAAUUAAAUUUGGAAUGCGACUCGUUUUCGUCCAUUAAGUACAUUGGGUUGCAGACUAAGGGCAAAGAAACCUCAUUCCAUGAACUCAAGACUGCUCUUCAGCUGGAGCUUGAAAAUACUACUGUCCGCUCAAAGCGACACCCAGAAGUUAUUCUCAAAACAUUAAAAGGAUUGAAUGAUAAAUUCAGCAGCGAAAUCAAAAGUACGCCCCCGCAUUUAUACCUCAAGGAGUAUUUCACGUGCCAAACCAAGUGUCAGUCUUGCAACAUUGGUUGUAGUCUGUCAAUGGGCCAUUGCGAGGCCGGCGAGCCGCAUACCACGUCAACUCGCUGCAAGUAUCAACAUCAGUAUGAAAAUUGCGUGUAUUUAUGCAAGCAAUGUCACAAAAAUGGACAACGUGUGGUCGUGAAACAAUGCGGUUUACCCAAAGAGUCAUUUUCGGGAAUGUUGAAUUACAUGUGGAGCGGAUACGAGAUCGAAUGCCGCAACUGCGGAAUUAUCUAUCGAAGUCGCCAGCGUUGGUUCGGCAACGAAUCGCCGGAGGAGCGCGCAGUCAUUGCGGAGAUCGUCCAUAUUUGGCCUGGGGUGGAAUCCUUUUUCCAGGAGCGGAACUACCUCGGCACAAACAAUUCGGCGCAGCGCGUUGUCGACGGCGUGACGAUGAUAACGGACGCUGUUGGGUCGGUGAUGUCGCAACCUACGAAGGUCGUCUCUAAUUGGGUGACGGAUAUUAUUGCGCCGAGUUACUGGAGGCCAAAUAAUGAAAUAACAGAAUGCCAUAAAUGUAAGAUUCCAUUCGCACCAACCGCAACGAAGCAUCAUUGUAGAGAAUGCGGGGAAGGUUUUUGUGAGGCUUGUUCAUCCCGAUCGCAGCCGGUGCCCUCCCGGGGCUGGAUGGACAACGUGCGAGUUUGUGAUGAUUGCUACAAAGAAAUCCCACCGAGUCUUUCUAAUGAAGGUGAUGAUACUGACGUCCGAGUACGUAAAUAUGGCGAAGUUGUGGCUAGUUCCAUCUCAGCUGUUGCUUCCGCUUUAGAAAUACCCAAAGAUAUUCUUUCAGGAUUUAUCAAAGAUUCUGUGCGUCCGGCGUACUGGACCCCGGAUUCUGAAUGCCUGAAUUGUGAAGUAUGCAGUAAUCCUUUUGGAAGACUGAUACCGCUGCAUCAUUGUCGUGAAUGCGGCAAGGGUGUUUGUGACGAUUGCUCUGUCAGCAAGAAACCUGUACCGUUGCGCGGAUGGCACGAACCGGUGCGUGUCUGUGAUAACUGCUGCAAUAAAUAACUGCCCACAGCAUAAAUGCGCGGUUUUUUCACCACACGUUGGCCAGUCGCGUCCGCCAUCGUAUUAAAUUGUUUCUCAUUGUUACUAUAUCCGCAUAUUGUUUAUAUUUAGCUUUAGGACCAAUGGCAAUGAGUGAGAGUGACAGCAGCGUGGAAUGGGGAGGAAUCUAUGAAAUGAAAGUGAUAUACAGAUAUAUUUGAACUUUAAAAAAUAUAGAAAUAUUAUAGUGCGGCAACUGCAUGGUGAACCAGAAGAUAUAUUUCAAAUUUAAACAAAUUAAGAUGCUAGACAUUUAACCUUUAUACUUUUAUAUAUAUAUAUUUGAUUGACGAAAAGAUUGAUACCAUCUUAAAACUCAAGUCCCAACUUAUUGUAAUACUAAGUAUAAAUUGCACAAAUUUAUUGACUCACAACUCGGUUUUACGCUCAAUAUUUUCAUUCCUGUUGGAUUCAUGAUGAUGAUUUACAGUGGCAAAUGUUUUUGUGCAAUGUGUGUGACUCUAGAUAGUUUUUGGAGGAUAAAAUAUUUAAUAAGAUCUUAAGAUAUGAACCUAGUAGGUUGAGAAAUUGAUUCUGUGUACUCGAUUUUGUUUUCUUUAUCAUGUGUGAUAUGCAUAUAGGCAAAAGAAGAAGCAUGGAUGUAAAAUCUUCACUUUAUUGCAUUAAUAAAUAAACAUUUUGUACCAAAA
This is a messenger RNA of Dalotia coriaria, 3205 nucleotides long. Its product is annotated as zinc finger FYVE domain-containing protein 1-like. The record is from RefSeq and is a predicted model, not a curated record. NCBI's taxonomy places the organism in Eukaryota, Metazoa, Arthropoda, Insecta, Coleoptera, Staphylinidae. The transcript is spliced from 8 exons. Gene Ontology annotation, molecular function: metal ion binding; 1-phosphatidylinositol binding; phosphatidylinositol-3,4-bisphosphate binding. The coding region runs from base 405 to 2516 and encodes 703 amino acids. Gene Ontology annotation, biological process: lipid droplet formation. Gene Ontology annotation, cellular component: lipid droplet.